CGGCGCUCGCCCGGCCAGUGUCCGGCCUCCGACGCUGCGUGGAGCGGCCGGGAGGAAGGGACGCGGGGGAUCGCCUGCUCUGCGGUCCCCGCCCCGCGCGCCCUGCGCCCCACUUCCCCGGCGGCCGCUGCGAAUCUCAGCCUCCCGCCUCCCCGCGCUGUCCCGGGCGCUCAGGCCCCCGAGCGGCGGCGAGUUUGGGCGCGCAGGCGGCGGGCCGCGGCUCCGGGCGCCCCGGCGGGCAGGGGGUGGCCGCGGCUCCGGGCUCAGCGUCCCGCGCGCGCUGUGGCGAUGGCUUCGUCGCGGCGGGGGCUGCUCUGUCGCCCCCGCCGCCUCCUGCUGCUUCUCCACGGACUCCUGCUGCCUCUCUGCGGCGCCUUCAACCUCGACGUGGAGAGUCCUGCCGAGUACUCCGGGCCGGAGGGAAGUUACUUCGGCUUCGCGGUGGAUUUCUUCGUCCCCAGCGCGUCUUCCAGGAUGUUUCUGUUGGUGGGAGCUCCCAAGGCCAACACUACCCAGCCUGGGAUUGUGGAAGGAGGGCAAGUCCUCAAGUGUGACUGGUCUUCCACUCGUCGGUGCCAGCCAAUUGAAUUUGAUGCAACAGGCAAUAGAGAUUAUGCCAAGGAUGAUCCAUUGGAGUUUAAGUCCCACCAGUGGUUUGGAGCAUCUGUGAGGUCAAAACAGGAUAAAAUUUUGGCCUGUGCUCCCUUGUACCACUGGAGGACUGAGGUGAAACAGGAGAGAGAGCCUGUGGGAACAUGCUUUCUUCAAGCUGGAACAAAGACUGUUGAGUAUGCUCCGUGCAGAUCAAAAAAUAUUGAUGCUGAUGGACAGGGAUUUUGUCAAGGAGGAUUCAGCAUUGAUUUUACUAAAGCUGAUCGAGUACUUCUUGGUGGUCCUGGUAGCUUUUAUUGGCAAGGUCAGCUCAUUUCAGAUCAAGUGGCAGAAAUUGUAUCUAAAUACGAUCCCAGGGUUUACAGCAUCAAGUAUAACAACCAAUUAGCAACUCGGACUGCACAAGCUAUUUUUGAUGACAGUUAUUUGGGUUACUCAGUGGCUGUAGGAGAUUUCAAUGGUGAUGGUGUAGAUGAUUUUGUUUCAGGAGUUCCAAGAGCAGCAAGGACUUUGGGAAUGGUUUAUAUUUAUGAUGGGAAGAACAUGUCCUCUUUAUACAAUUUUACUGGUGAGCAGAUGGCUGCAUAUUUUGGAUUUUCUGUAGCUGCCACUGACAUUAAUGGGGAUGAUUAUGCAGAUGUGUUUAUUGGAGCACCUUUAUUCAUGGAUCGCGGCUCUGAUGGCAAACUCCAAGAGGUGGGGCAGGUCUCAGUGUCUCUGCAGAGAGCCUCAGGAGACUUCCAGAUGACAAAGCUGAAUGGGUUUGAGGUCUUUGCACGGUUCGGCAGUGCCAUAGCUCCUUUGGGAGAUCUGGACCAGGACGGCUUCAACGAUAUUGCAAUUGCUGCUCCAUAUGGGGGUGAAGAUAAAAAAGGAAUUGUUUAUAUCUUUAAUGGAAGAUUGACAGGCUUGAACGCAGCACCAUCUCAAAUCCUGGAAGGGCAGUGGGCUGCUCGAAGCAUGCCCCCCAGCUUCGGCUACUCAAUGAAAGGCGCUACAGACAUAGACAAAAACGGAUAUCCAGACUUAAUUGUAGGAGCUUUUGGUGUAGAUCGCGCUGUCUUGUACAGGGCCAGACCAGUGAUCACCGUAAAUGCUGGCCUUGAAGUAUACCCUAGCAUUUUAAAUCAAGACAAUAAGACCUGCCCACUGCCAGGGACAGCUCUCAAAGUUUCCUGUUUUAAUGUCAAAUUCUGCUUAAAGGCAGAUGGCAAAGGGGCACUUCCCAGGAAACUUAACUUCCAGGUGGAGCUUCUUUUGGAUAAACUCAAGCAAAAGGGAGCAAUUCGACGAGCACUGUUUCUCCAUAACAGGUCCCCAGGUCACUCCAAGAACAUGACUAUUUCAAGGGGGGGACAGAUGCAGUGUGAGGAACUGAUAGCAUAUCUGCGGGAUGAAUCUGAGUUCAGAGACAAACUUACUCCAAUUACGAUUUUUAUGGAGUAUCGAUUGGAUUAUAGAACAGCUGCUGAUACAACAGGCUUGCAACCCAUUCUUAACCAGUUCACGCCUGCCAACGUUAGUCGACAGGCUCAUAUUCUGCUUGACUGUGGUGAAGACAAUGUUUGUAAACCCAAGCUGGAAGUUUCUGUAGAUAGUGAUCAGAAGAAGAUCUACAUUGGGGAUGACAACCCCCUGACGUUGAUUGUUAAGGCUCAGAAUCAAGGAGAAGGUGCCUACGAAGCCGAGCUCCUCGUUUCCAUACCACCGCAGGCUGAUUUUAUCGGGGUGGUGCGAAACAGUGAAGCUUUGGCAAGACUUUCCUGUGCAUUUAAGACAGAAAACCAAACCCGCCAGGUGGUGUGUGACCUUGGAAACCCAAUGAAGGCUGGAACUCAACUCUUAGCUGGUCUUCGUUUCAGUGUUCACCAGCAAUCAGAGAUGGAUACUUCUGUGAAAUUUGAUUUACAAAUUCAAAGCUCUAAUCUUUUUGACAAAGUAAGCCCACUUGUCUCUUACAAAGCUGAUCUUGCUGUUUUAGCUGCUGUGGAGAUAAGAGGAGUCUCAAGUCCUGAUCAUAUCUUUCUUCCGAUUCCAAAUUGGGAGUACAAGGAGAACCCAGAGACUGAAGAUGAUGUUGGGCCAGUUGUUCAGCACAUCUAUGAGCUGAGAAACAGUGGUCCAAGUUCAUUCAGCAAGGCAAUGCUACAUCUUCAGUGGCCUUACAAAUAUAACAAUAACACUUUGUUGUACAUCCUUCAUUAUGAUAUUGAUGGGCCAAUGAACUGCACUUCAGACAUGGAGAUCAACCCUUUGAAGAUUAAGAUCUCAUCUUUGCAAACAACUGAAAAGAAUGACACAAGUGCUGGGCAAGGUGACCGGAACCAUCUCAUCACCAAGCGGGAUCUCGCCCUCAGUGAAGGAGAUAUUCACACUUUGGGCUGUGGAAUCGCUCAAUGCUUGAAGAUUGUCUGCCAGGUGGGGCGAUUAGAUAGAGGAAAGAGUGCUAUCCUGUAUGUAAAGUCUCUACUGUGGACGGAGACCUUUAUGAAUAAGGAAAAUCAGAAUCAUUCAUACUCUCUGAAGUCAUCUGCUUUAUUUAAUGUCAUAGAGUUUCCAUAUAAGAACCUUCCAAUUGAGGAUAUUGGCAACUCCACAUUUGUUAUGACUAAUGUCACCUGGGGCAUUCAACCAGCACCCAUGCCUGUGCCCGUGUGGGUGAUAAUUUUAGCAGUGCUAGCAGGAUUGUUGCUACUGGCUGUUUUGGUAUUUGUAAUGUACAGGAUGGGCUUUUUUAAACGUGUCCGGCCACCUCAAGAAGAACAAGAGAGGGAACAGCUUCAACCUCAUGAAAAUGGUGAAGGAAACUCAGAAACUUAACCGAUUUUAUGGCACCUCCUGACUCAUUAGAAUUACCGGCUUCAUUGUAGAUUUAAAUUUCCUUCACGAGGAAUGAAAUUUCCAGACUGUACUGAUCAUCAUGCCUAUUGGCAUAAACCACAAAAUGAGAACAAUAUUUGUCAGUCUUCUCAUUAGAAAUAAGUUCAGAUACACUUUUAAUACACGUACAGUAACCUGUGUUUUUAGGUAUUUAAUAAUAAAAUUUUAAGAGACCUUCUUAUUCAGUGUACAUAAGACAGGUAGUGCCUCAGAUACUACUUUAUAUAGACUAAUACCUCCUACAAUUACUGUUUCUGUUUAGGAUGUUGGAUUUUGCUGUUGUUGUUUUAAGCAACCCAAAUUUGGACAUAAGCAUCCAUGUCUUUUGUGCAAGUACUUAAUAUACAUUACACUACAGUUGACUUUUCAAACUACUAAAGAUUUUAUAACUGCAUGAACUUAGAUUUGAAUAUCACCUAUAAGGGAGAACUUUAGUAAAAAAAAAAAAAUACAUGAUAAUAUCAGAAUUCUUGCCUGUAAUAGCAAAGGUGGAAUAUUUUGUUUUAAUAUGAAAAUUGGGUUAUUGCUAUUAAAUUUUUAUUUAUGUUUAACUUCAAUUUAUUUCAUUACAUUUUACUUUGUAUAGUUUGUUUUAUGUCAAAUCCUGUAAGCCAGCCUAAACUAAAAAUGAAUCCUGUAAUCACAAAUGCUAUUUUUGUGUAAUGUUUAGUUUUAUCUAAGUAUCAUGAUACUGAAAGCCAUAUGGAGUUGGAAAUCAUUUCCAAAGCAUAUUUAUUCCAAUGUUUUAGUCUGGCUAUUUACAAUACAAAAAAGAAAGCAUUUUAAUAAAAUACUUGUUUGUAGUUCUUUGAGGUACUUAUUAAUAUAAUAGUGCAUUCUUAGAGUAGAAUUUUAGUUGGUAUUAAUUUAUUUUCCUCCUAUACAUGCAUUUUUCCUUAUGUUUCUAAAACUGUUACUGAGAAUGAGUCAAGAUCCGUGAAGAAUCUUUACAACUUAUAGGAAUUCUUAUAGGAAUCCCUCACUCCUACCCCAUGAGAAAUACUUAGAAUCAAAACUCUUCUUUAACUUGUUUGCUUGCUUGUUUAUUUCUAGUAAUAGCAUGAUGUUACUCAUGUGAAUAUUCCCUCAGUUUAAGAAAGGUAAUGUGUAAAACCAGGCUUGGCUAUCAGAAUAACUUCUAAAAGAUAUUUUUAUAAGUAGUUCAAGUGAUUGAAAACUUUUUUAGAUUUGUUAACAUAAAUUACUUAUAUAGGAUUUUUAAUAAAAGCUACAUAGGUGGUGGCAAGUUGUGGUUUUAUACGCCUGUAGGGUGAUGAAUCUUUUUAGUGGAGUAUGUGAUCUAUUUACAGUUCCUCAAUGCCAGGGAUGACUGUCAGUUACGCCUAUUUUUGUGCAGUUACAUCAUGUUGUAUAGUAGAAAUUGAGAGUUUAGUAGCUUCCUAACUAUUGUCCUUAUUAGGCAGUGAUAAAUAUUUCCCUUAAAUCAUUGACUAUUUUUCUACGUUUUAAAAAUAAUUGAAAUUUAUCUUGCCAUAAAUUUUUCUUGUCUUGUGUUAAAUUCCAUGUAUAGUGGCUUUCCUAAUCUUGAGGAUGUAUUCAUAAAAUAGAAGCACUUUUAUUUGUGUUAUACAAGACAGAACAUAGACAAGACCCUAUAGAUAGCUUUAAGGAAUUUCAAAAUGAAUAGAUUUUGGAGUAUAGACUUUAUUAGUAACUUAAAAGGGCCUAAUCAUAUCCAAUAAGUAUUUUUAUUACCAGAAAUUAAAAAUUUCUUAAGAAAAAAAUAAUAUUUAUCCUAGGGCCAAGUGUUGCCUGCCACCGAACAGGCAACUAAGUUAGUCUACAACAAAUUUCACCUUGUCUGUUUUUUAACUCAAUACCAGUCAUUCCUGAAAACAUUGGAUAGAAAUUCACUCUUUAAUAAAAGUAUUGUUAUUAAUAAUUGCUUUUGCAUUAUCUAUUCCCUUAAUGGCCUCUAUCUCAAGAUAUAAUCUAGUAUUGGAGAUUGAAAUUGCUGUAAUUAGAAAUUAACAUGAUAUCCUCAAUUUCCUUUAUGAAGUGUAGUUUUAACCAAUAUAGUAUAGAUUUUCUUAAAAUGAAAAUUUAUAUCUCUACAAAACUAUAGAGAAGUAUAAUUUGAAAGUCUACUCUGUGAGAAAAAUGUUGAGAUUCUUUUUACCCUAAAGUAGCAUGUGAGAAUAUUUGAUUAAUUAUCAAAAAUGUCCUAUGAAAACUGUUUUAAUCUCAAGCAUUUUAAAUACUACUAUGUUUGGGAUUUAUUGAGUUAAAAUCCUUUUCGAUGGAUAAAGUUCUUAAAAUCUGAUUUGGUUUUUAAAAAAUGAGAAUGAGCUAGAUGAUGUUUAAAGCAUUUGGCAUUGAUGCUGAUACUGAUUUGUUACGUGGAUAUUUAUUUCAGAAUUGAUACUUUGAAAAACACUUGUGGUAGGGUCAUUUUUUUCCCCUCCCUUUGCCUUUCUUUCAUGACUGUUUAUCAUUGUAAUUCUGAUUAAGUUCUCAGUGAUUCUGAAAGGCAAAACAAUUAAUCAAAAUAUUAUUACCGCAAUUCUACUUGUGUUUUGAAACUACUUAUUCAUAGUUAAUCUCUUUGACACAUAGUAUUUAUAUAAAGAGAAAAUUGAAGAAUUAGAAGAUCCUUUAAUAGCUUCUUUAAGAGGCUCUGAAAGAUUUUUGAUAGUAAAUCAUGAUCCGAAGGGGGAGAAUUAUAGUAUACAAUAGAUCAGGUGGGUUUUUUAAGGCAAACAGAAUUUGUGAUGUUGCUAUGUUGCAGAAUGUAGUGACGAGUUUGGUAGAGAAGAUUUACUUGGUAAGUAAAUCUCGGAGUAGCGAUGUGUAGCAUCGUCCAUCUCAGUGUCACUCUGUAAUCUUGGGUAGCUUGUAGUUUGAUGCUUUUUAAAGAAACAAAAUUUUGAAAAUUAUAGGAUCAAAAAAAGGUGAAUGAAAUUUCUUAAUACUCAGUGUUUUAGAGAGUGUCUUUUUAACUUGUUAAGUGGCUAGUUUGAAGAAUGAAUCUGUGGAUAUGCAGCCUGCAAUAUAUGCUUGCAUUUUAAUUUCUGAUACAUAAUGAAUUCUUUGGGAAGGUACUGAAUCUUUGUUUUUUUUAGUCAUCAUCAUUGUUCUCAAGUGCAAUAUAACAAUGUAAUCAAACCUAGAUAAUUUCAAAAUCAUUGUUAAUUUAGUAAGCCUCAUCUAAACAGAGAUUUAUUAUUACUGUUAGCAGGAGAGAGUGAUUCUGCUGUAGAUAAACAAGUGAAGUUGUUUAUUCCUAAAUAGUUGGUCCAUUCUACAUUUUAUUUCAGGGUGGACAUGAACUUUUCCCUACCAGUUUUAAAAAGGUUAGAAAUAUCUUAAGGUAACUUGCAAGCUGUGUAGUAUAUCAAAUUAAUUUGCUAACUAAUAACAUAGAAAGUAAAUAUUUUUGUAAUCACCCACAUUGGGCGAGACAUAGAAUGAGUCCGUUCUAAAAUUUGUCAUUUGCUAACUUGAUUUGAGUUAGUGAAAACUGGUACAGUGUUCUAUUUAGUUCCCAACAUGUAACUUGUGUCUGUACAAUAAACUUGAGCAUAUGGU
Nycticebus coucang (slow loris) is the source of this 7041-nucleotide messenger RNA. It is a transcript of the gene ITGAV, whose product is annotated as integrin subunit alpha V. The record is from RefSeq and is a predicted model, not a curated record. Gene Ontology annotation, molecular function: integrin binding. Gene Ontology annotation, biological process: cell adhesion mediated by integrin; integrin-mediated signaling pathway; cell-cell adhesion. Bases 289 to 3432 code for a protein of 1047 amino acids. NCBI's taxonomy places the organism in Eukaryota, Metazoa, Chordata, Mammalia, Primates, Lorisidae. The transcript is spliced from 30 exons. Gene Ontology annotation, cellular component: external side of plasma membrane; integrin complex.